ACAAUGAGCGCAGAAGCUUUUAUUUGGCUACCAUUGUAAUGUCUUCCCAUCCGUUUAAUUCAACGGUUUUCUCAUCAUACAAAAAUUACCGCUACAUGAGAAAAAAUCUCAUUAACAUAACAAUAAUCGUAUCAGCACUAACAGGAGAGAUCGAUCUAUACGCAUGCGCACUGGUGCUUAUCUUAAUGAAAGGCGCUUAUUACAAACACAAUAACAGUCCGUGGUAACGUGUUUAUUGAUGUGACCACGUCCACACGGGUAAACCGAUGUAUAGCAUGCCACGGACUUUCCUGCUCUGGCGAGAAGAACCGACAUCAGGAAAAAACGACAGUUGUCAUCCAGAAAAUAAAGAAUAUUAUUUGAUAGACUCUGCUGCUGAAGCAGGUGUUUCCCUGAAGCCUGACAGACGAGUUUUUGAAGGAGAAAACAUCAUGGAGAAAAACAGUACAAACAGAAUGACCAUUGAAAUAAAACCGCUUCAGGAGAGAAAUAGUUCCAAUCCACCUCAUCUGAAAAAUGCAAAAGUUUUGGGGAAAUCUCGCGAGGGAAAUUCUCGCCAGUCCUCGUUAGAUAUCCUAGCAACAGCGGCUGCGCAGUGUUCCUCUACAGAAUGUACUGAUCCACAUGAAAGCGAAAGAAAAAGAGAGAAAAACUCAGAAAGUUGUGAUCUUGAGAACGUUGUCCCAUUAAAUUUUCAACAAAAACUUCCAUCAUUUGCGACGUUGGCAUACAAUAUGGUCCGUAACUUUCAAACAAAGCCCAUGUCUGAAAAUAUUCGACAAGAGAGGGAAAAUCAAACGACCCCAAGGCCAGGAAUCCUUUCUGCGUCGUCUCAAUCUUCCUUAGCGAUAACAGGUAUGAAAAAAUCACCCCGAAAAUCGCCAAAAAAGAAUUCAGCUAAAUCUGGUCGAUCAGUUACUCAUGGAAAAGAAAAUAUACCUACGUCCACAAAUGGCGAAAACAAGGUCAUGCAGGAUGCAUCAGACACAAUACGUUCAGCCAGAGAGACAAACAUCUCCAAUGCUUCGGCAGAAUAUCUGAAAAUGACAAACAGUAAUGUUAAAGUAACUGAGCACAUUUGUAAAAAUUCUACCAAUAGUCCUACAGAUGAAGCGAGAGUUGUUCUAAAACCGAAGAUCUGGAAUCCUCUUUUUCACGAAUACACACCCAAGAAACAAAUCUCAGAUAAAGACUUAAUAAUAAAGACAGAGCCUGUGUCCGAUCCCCCAGAUUCUUUUCAUCAGAUCAGUGUUGUAGAAACGCCUGCUAUGCCAGUUACCAAAAGAAGUCUCAUCAAACAUACAGUGGAAUCCAUGAUAAAGAAAGAAGAACCGUCCGUAGACGACUCCAACGUGACCAUUAAGCGUCUUCUGCCUAGACACGAAGAAGAACCAAAUGCCAAGAAAAUAAAGCUUGAAAACAGUACACCUAGUGUAAUGCAGCUGACUCAACCUUUAACUGAGAGCAAAACUCCAUCCAAAUUCCCCAUCAUCAAAGCAGAAUAUCCAACCUUGUACAAGAUCCCUGCAACGCCAACCCGUAUGUCUCCUUACUUUCAACGCGUAUUUGAACCCUCACCCAAAACAUUCGCUGAUGUUGCAUUGCGCCCUCUUAUGCCACCACUGCAACGUUGCGCCCUAUCACCAUUCAGUCCAUCAUUUGGGAGAGCAGAUAAUCUGAUGACCCCUGAACUUUAUAAAUCCCCCCUCUUGGUUCAACAUAAAAUUGAUCCGACUUCGUCACAGAGUAACUUGGAUACACCUUUAAAAUCAGCACCAGUUUCUGUCUAUGGGUCGCCUUCUGUGACGUCAUCAAAGUUAGAAUCGCCAGUAUCCCGACCAAACGAAUCCGUCUUCGCUGUUGAAAACAAGCCAUCAUUGGCUAGGGUGUUGGCGCCAAAAUUUGCAGACCUUAAAACCAAGCCUGAAAAAAUAACCCUCUCGAACGAGCACUCUGCUGUGGUGGAGCUGGUAAAUGGAGGUUUUGGAAUCAAGAACCCCUCGUAUAGUGCACCCAAACCCUCCGACAUAACAAAUAUUCAACAAGAUUUGGAGACUGGUAAAGGGAAAUACGUCUGUAAGAUCUGUUCUAAAGAAUUUGGAUUACAGCGCUUAUUGAAUCGCCACCUGAAGUGUCACAGCGAUGUCAAAAGGUACCUGUGUACCUUUUGUGGUAAAGGCUUCAACGAUACGUUUGAUUUGAAACGUCACACUAGAAUCCAUACAGGAGUGAAACCUUAUUCAUGUAGCGAAUGUGACAGAUCAUUCACACAAAGAUGUUCUCUAGAAUCACACUGCCGGAAAGUCCACAACAUGGAUGUAACUUUCGCCUACAAACAGCGGAGAAACAAGAUCUACGUGUGUGAGGAGUGUGGCCAUUCCACACCUGAUGCUAGCAAUCACUUCGUUCAUCUCCGAGAAAACCACCCGAACAAUCCUGCGCUUUCAAAGUAUCACGACAGACGUCAAUUCAAAUUCUCCAUGGAGAAUCAACAGAACAUCCAAUUGCCGCGAACGUGACCAAACAGCAAAGACAAAUUCCCAACCCCGCCAAUCUUACCGAUUUAAUGAGCAGCUUUAAUGUUAAUGAAAUGUAUAUUUUCCUCUAGUCAUUUCUGAUAAUUGUACAGUUUUAGUUCAUGGUGCUAAAUGCAUGUUCGCGUAACUGUUUCAAGAGUGGU
Messenger RNA from Saccostrea echinata, 2680 nucleotides. Its product is annotated as histone-lysine N-methyltransferase MECOM-like. Gene Ontology annotation, biological process: epidermal cell differentiation; regulation of transcription by RNA polymerase II. Lineage: Eukaryota; Metazoa; Mollusca; Bivalvia; Ostreida; Ostreidae. The record is from RefSeq and is a predicted model, not a curated record. Gene Ontology annotation, cellular component: nucleus. The coding region runs from base 267 to 2519 and encodes 750 amino acids. Gene Ontology annotation, molecular function: DNA-binding transcription factor activity, RNA polymerase II-specific; RNA polymerase II cis-regulatory region sequence-specific DNA binding. The transcript has 5 exons.